Molecule: messenger RNA, 1269 nt
Organism: Closterium sp. Yama58-4
Lineage: Eukaryota; Viridiplantae; Streptophyta; Zygnematophyceae; Desmidiales; Closteriaceae
Source: the annotation of a GenBank genome assembly
AUGUUCGGAGUGCUCUUCCCCAAUCGCAGCUUCCCUCUGGACGUGUCGCGUUUUAAACAGGUCGACACCUUCCAUUGGGUGCUCGAGAUGAACAUGUUCGUCGGCGACGCGUACGACCAGGUGAAGGAGAUCUGCAUCUUUCUGCUCUCCGAGGCCGCGCUGCCGCCCGGCCAAGCGCUCGCCGUGUACGUGCAGGCGCCCGGGUCGCCCUUUGAGUACCGCGGCGCCAGCGUGGGGUGGCAGCGGCGCAUCGAGGAGAUGGCGCUCAAGGUGGGGCAGAACCUGUUCAACUACAUGCAGUCGUUCAGCACCGUGCAGGGUAACAUGCUGCUCGUCCCCUCCGACAUUCUCGACCGCUGGUUUAAGAAGUUCCAGGAUAAAGCGAAAAUGGACCCUGAUUUCCUGAAUAGCGCUGCGCCAGCAGGCGGAGCAGCGGGGGGAAGGGGGGGCCCUUCCCUCAUGGGCGGGGCCCUUAGACUCGUGCAACCCCACGCCCCACCCGCCUUGGGUACGCCACUCCGUACCCUGCACAGCUCCCCUUCCGCCUUUGUCACCCUCCCACCACCUCCGAUGUUGCUGCCUCCUUCCUUGUCAUCCCGAUGUCACUCCCCUCCUCCCUCGCGCACCCCUCUGUUACCAUGCAGGCGCGCGGUUCUUAACCAGCUCACCCCCCUCCCCCUCCCCCCUCCUGCCCAUCCCCACAACCACCCCCCUGUCACCAUGCAGGUGCGCGGGACGGACGCGGCCAAUCUGGCGAUGACACGUGUCGUGCAGCGGGACAUCUGGGUGAACCAGUUCCCGGGCGGCUCAUGUGCGGACAGGCGCCUGCUGGUGGUGUCGUGGCCACCCGACUUCCAGCACGGGGUGGGGUCGCAGGUGCAUGUGAUGACGUCAUUCCUCAGCAUUGCCAUGCGCCACAACCGCACGCUUGUGCCGGACCCCUUGAACUACAACCGCGCUUACACUGACCAGUGCGAAGGCAUGGGCAAGACAGGCCAGUGGGAGUGCUACUUCUUCCCCAUCGUGGCAGCGGAGUGUGAGCGAGUGGUGAUGGCGGCCAAGGACAGCAACAGCGUGGUGUGGGGCAAGAAGGCCGUGGGCGCGCUGUGUGCGUCGCAGCACCGCGUGGUGGGCGUGGAGGGCAUGCCGUACCUUGAGCUGGACCACGAGGCCACCGUUGCCCUGCGGUGGGGGCAGCCCCACUUGCACCGCCCUAGCACGGUGUGGUUCCCCCCUGGCGCCGCAGCUAACGAUGACAGGACCCCCCAG